This is a messenger RNA of Hibiscus syriacus, 1157 nucleotides long. RefSeq names its product protein-tyrosine-phosphatase IBR5-like. Gene Ontology annotation, cellular component: nucleus. Gene Ontology annotation, molecular function: protein tyrosine/serine/threonine phosphatase activity; MAP kinase phosphatase activity. Lineage: Eukaryota; Viridiplantae; Streptophyta; Magnoliopsida; Malvales; Malvaceae. Gene Ontology annotation, biological process: auxin-activated signaling pathway; abscisic acid-activated signaling pathway; negative regulation of MAP kinase activity. The record is from RefSeq and is a predicted model, not a curated record.
AAUCAUAGACGCAAUUAUAUAAGAAUCCAUUCAAAUCUCUCUCUCUCCGAUGAACCAAAAUCUCAAGGUAAUCCCUUUAACUGGAACUCUUCGUCUCCCAAGAGAAAAAGACUGGGUCUUUAGCUUUGUUGGUUUUCUCGAUCUGGGUAUUGUCUAAAACUCGUACUUGUUUGAUUUUGGGUGGUGAGUGGGGAUGAGGAAGAGGGAGAGGGAGAAUCCGUGUUGGAUCUGUGGGCACUAUCACAAGUACGAGGAAGGGGAAGUUUGUGGGAUAUGUGGGCAUAGAACUCCUGUCUCUUCCGACAAGACAUCGCUUCAAGUCAGUGCUUUCCCAUCGGAGAUCUUGCCUGACUUUCUCUAUUUGGGUAGCUAUGAUAACGCCUCUCGCUCCGAGCUUCUAAAUACUCAGGGAAUUACUCGCGUCCUUAAUACUGUACCUGCUUGUCAAAAUCUCUACAAUAAUUCAUUUACCUAUCACUGUCUGCAAGAUGACAAAAUUUUACAAUUUGAUGAUGCAAUACAAUUUUUAGAGCAAUGUGAGAGGGAUAAGGCUCCAGUCCUUGUGCACUGCAUGUCAGGAAAAAAUAGGUCACCAGCUAUUGUAAUAGCUUUCUUGAUGAGAUCUAAAGGAUGGAGACUUCCCCAAAGCUAUCAGUUUGUGAAAGAACGGAGACAGUCUGUUGAUAUAAAUCAAGCUAUCUACCAGCAGUUGCAGGAAUAUGAGCAAAAGCUCUUUUGAUCAUCACGCAAUAACCCUGCUUUUCUUGCCUUCCAACCUGACGGAGCCCCGUUCAACGUCUGCUUCUCAAAGGCAGAUGAUUCAGUUCCAAUUCCAGUCAGUAAUCUUGGUACUCCGUCUACUUUUGUCCUUUGGCCGCUCAAGUUUACAAUUGGUGCAUCAGAGCCGGAGAAGAAUCUCUGAAAACCUAGCAGAACUAGUUGCAGUGAUAUUCCAAUGGAUAACACUUAAUUUGGCUGUAAAUUUCUAGUAAAUGUUUUUUUUCCUUGAAUGUUAGAUUUGGCGAGUUUGUGCGAUGCUUUUCUGCGUGUCUUAUAAUGUUAAUGAAACACAGUCCGGCUCGUUCCAAAUUUUAUAUACGUAUAACUUCUUUUGUUUUUCGUUUCCAGAAUAAAUAUCUAAUGGUUUUGGAGCUGUU